This is a messenger RNA of Quercus lobata, 1271 nucleotides long. RefSeq names its product protein IN2-1 homolog B-like. Lineage: Eukaryota; Viridiplantae; Streptophyta; Magnoliopsida; Fagales; Fagaceae. Gene Ontology annotation, molecular function: glutathione transferase activity. The coding region runs from base 119 to 1042 and encodes 307 amino acids. The record is from RefSeq and is a predicted model, not a curated record. Gene Ontology annotation, biological process: protein glutathionylation. The transcript has 10 exons.
GUAUGGAUAAGUGAGGUGGGGACCGUGGGGUGUAGACUUUUCCUUAUUGUCCUCAUAUUGGAACUCAAACAAUCACAAACUGAGCCUAAGUUAAUCAUCAGACCAAACCCAAGAAAGAAUGGCCAGUUUGAAAGUGAGCUGCAGCAACACUGUUUCCUCACACCUGUCGUUUCUUCGGGAUCAUUCUGCCCCUUUCUCCCUCUCACCUCUCUGCAAAAAAGUAGAAGUCACACAAAAUGGAUUUCCAAACACAACCAUAUCACUUCCUAAGCUUCAACUUCAAGCACUUGGGAAAGCCAGAGCUACAGUCCUACUAUCUGCUAAAAUGGCAGCUGGAACUGUGAAUGAGGUGCUUCCACCCUUGCUUGAUUCUAGUUCAGAACCACCUCCAGUUUUUGAUGGAACUACAAGGUUGUAUAUAUCAUAUAUAUGCCCGUACGCGCAGCGUGUGUGGAUCAUUCGGAAUUGUAAGGGAUUGCAGGACAAGAUAAAAUUGGUUCCUAUUGAUCUGGAAAACAGGCCUGCUUGGUACAAGGAGAAAGUCUACUCAGCUAACAAGGUGCCAUCAUUGGAACACAAUAACGAAGUCAGAGGAGAGAGUCUUGAUUUGAUUAAAUACAUUGACAGUCACUUUGAAGGACCUUCUCUCUUCCCUCAUGAUCCAGACAAGAAAGAAUUUGCAGAAGAGUUGCUGUCCUACACUGACACGUUCAAUAGAGCUGUGAUUUCUUCCUUCAAAGGAGAUGGCAUUGGCAAUGAAGCAGGUGCUGCAUUCGAUUACAUUGAAACAGCUCUUUCCAAAUUUGAAGAUGGGCCAUUUUUCCUUGGUCAGUUCAGUCUGGUGGACAUAGCUUAUGCUCCAUUUAUUGAAAGAUUUCAUCCCUUCUUCUUGGAUGUAAAGAAGUAUGACAUCAUAGCAGGCAGGCCUAAACUAACAGAUUGGAUUAAGGAGAUGGACAAAAAUGAUGCUUACAAACAAACUAAAGGUGAACCAAAGGAGCUGGUUGAUGUUUUGAAGAAACGCUUCUUGGCACAAACCUGAAAUCAGUCUCUCAAAUUUACAGCUUCAGAAAAGGUAUAAAUCAUUGGUAAAAGACAGGCAGCUAUUUAUUGUUUUGGACAACUUGAUUUGGAGGAAUUUCUGUAAAGAUGAAUGGAAAUUGGAAAGAUAUUGUGUGUGUUACAACAUAUACAAUUUGGUAGGCAAAGUUCAACUUGUGUUGAUGUGGCUUGUACACAUAUAUACAUGGUAUUAAGGACUUGAUAGAUCA